GGUGAGAAGAAAGUGCGAAUGACUGUGAAGGUCCAUUAUAACGAACGUUCCUGCCGUUUAUUCCUCGAUAGGUACUCUUAUCUAACAUCCCAACUCUAAGGACAAAUUAAAAUCCCUCUCAAUUCUUAUAACCUACCUUUGUUAUCAUCCGCUUCGAUCAUAGGUUGUGUGUGUUACGCCAACCUUCGCGCUCAUUAAGUUGACCUUAAGUCCGCGCCACCUAGGUGCUUUAUUACUUAUGUUAUUUGUUAGUUCGUUAGACACUUCAAGCUUUCCCAACGGCGACCAUGGCGAUCCCGAUCUUUUCUUGGAUCAAGUAUGCUGUGGAGAAGAUAUCGAGAUAUUUCUACACAGAACCAAAACAGGAGACAGAGCCGGGGGUAACCCGAGAAUCGGAGGUGGAUCUCGAACCCGAGACUUCACCACGACUUAUAGAUGAUCCUCCGUUGUUCCCUCUUUUCUCAGCAUUACCUGUAGAACUCCAACUGAUGAUUUGGGAGGCUGCGUCGGAACUCCAUGAAGCAGGAAUAUGCAUUCCUACAGUCAAUCCAGAGUAUCGUGGCCUUUCUCUGGGCGUAUGGCUUGGGUUGGGUUUUGACAUACGCAGAGCUUCUGAACACCAAGAGUGGCUGAACGAUAUAGUAGGCCCUCUCGUGGUAAACUGCAAGCUACCUCCUAUUUUCCACGUAUGCAAACAAUCUCGAGAUAUCGCCCGCAGAAACAUUGAUCAUCAUGAAGACGAUAUCGGGGCAUGUUACGGCGCAUUUCGAAUAUACGAUCCGGAGAAGGACAUUUUUUUCGUAACUUAUGACUUUUUUGAGGCCUUUCGCGUCUUCUUCUUCUGGGACGUGAGCAGAGAGAUCAAACAUAUCGGAAUCGAACCCCCAACGAGUCGUUCGACCUGGCUCUAUUAUUUUUUGUCAUGCUGGAACCAUUCCGUCGCUCGAUGCAAAACCCCGAAGGUCACAAUCAUAUAUAUGGAUCGUUUCGACUUCGGCGACGAGGUUUUAAGACCGGUAUUUCGAGUCCGAAAAUUGUUUACCACCGGAAAGGAGAUCAUGGCAUGCUUGCUUCGAGGUUGGUACUUGGAUUACGCAGGCAGCAAUGAUCAAGCGUCGGUCCUAUCACAAGAUAUGGUAGUAAUCAAAGAUCCGUUUGAGGUCACAUUUGGGAUGUUGAUGCAAACUGGAAGCGAGCCCCUACCGAUUAAGAUGGAUUAAGAUGGUUAUAAUUUGAUUUCAUGAUAGCGUUGACAUGGUUGCGAAUAGGAAUAUUUUUGAGGGGACCUAGCGAAUAUUGAGCCGCUGAU
Molecule: messenger RNA, 1309 nt
Organism: Annulohypoxylon maeteangense
Lineage: Eukaryota; Fungi; Ascomycota; Sordariomycetes; Xylariales; Hypoxylaceae
Exons: 1
Coding region: 288-1220 (310 amino acids)
Source: RefSeq, a predicted model, not a curated record